AUGGCACGUCUGGCCCUCCCCGUCCUCCUCGUCCUCUGCCUCUCUUUGCCCCACUUCUGCUCCAGCCGUCCGCCUCGCACCAGGAAGGCCGUUUCAUCUCGCCAGUCUGGAGCCGCCGAGGAAGAUGAUGUGAAGUCCCAGCUGGAGAAGUUGUGGCAGGAGGUGAAUUCACUGAAAGAGAUGCAGGCGCUGCAGACAGUCUGUCUGCGAGGCAUCAAAGCUCACAGGAAGUGUUACCUCACCAUCGAGGAGCCCAAACACUACCACGAAGCAAACGAAGACUGCAUUGCACAGGGGGGGACUCUUGCGACGCCGCGGGACACGAUGGAAAACAAUGAACUGAGAGACUAUGCCAAGAGGAGCGCUCCGGGAUCCAAGGACUUCUGGAUCGGCGUGGCAGACAUCGUGAAAGAAGGCCAGUAUGUCGAUGUCAACAGCCUGCCAGUCAGCUACUUCAACUGGGAUCGCUCCAAGAAGCAGCCCACAGGAACGAAGAGGGAGAGCUGUGUUGCCCUUUCAGUCGCCGCGCAAGGAAAGUGGUACGAUGAGGUGUGUCGCAGCCUGAAGAAGUACAUCUGUGAAUACGUCAUCCCCUGAAGGAGGCCGCUGACGGAUCCUUUACGCGGGUUUAAUCGAUGAAAACUGUAUAAAAACAAAAGUGUUGUCAAUGGUAUAGCAACAUGACUUGUAUUAAAGUGUAUCUCUAUGGUUAUUAAUUAAGUUUCUAAUAAGCUUUGUGUACACAUCUGAUAAUCAGGUGGCAUUAUGUGACCCCUCUGUGAUAAAACAUAACCUCACGUUAUUG
Molecule: messenger RNA, 805 nt
Organism: Stegastes partitus (bicolor damselfish)
Lineage: Eukaryota; Metazoa; Chordata; Actinopteri; Pomacentridae
Gene: clec3a
Product: C-type lectin domain family 3, member A
Exons: 3
Coding region: 1-597 (198 amino acids)
Biological process (GO): ossification
Source: RefSeq, a predicted model, not a curated record